Messenger RNA from Salvia hispanica, 2240 nucleotides. RefSeq names its product NAD kinase 1 (gene NADK1). Gene Ontology annotation, molecular function: NAD+ kinase activity. Lineage: Eukaryota; Viridiplantae; Streptophyta; Magnoliopsida; Lamiales; Lamiaceae. Gene Ontology annotation, biological process: NAD+ metabolic process; NADP+ biosynthetic process. The record is from RefSeq and is a predicted model, not a curated record.
AAAUAUGAUUAUGAAGAACAAUUUGGUAGAUAGCUGCUUACCAAUCAGGCUUCCAUGGAAUCCCAAGCCACGCGUCUCGUAUUUGGAUCCCACCAUCUCACCCAAGAUUCUCCCUCCCAACUAAGGCACCCUACCUCCGUCUUCCUCUGCAUACAUUCAUCAAUUUACCCUUUUUUUGGGUUUUCUUCAGUAUAAAUAUCGCAUCGCAUUUUUCUCCUCUCUACUAGUCUUCGUUCUUCACCAGUUUCCAGCUCUCUCUUUCUUUCUCUACACACAUAUAUAUAUAUGCAUAAUAAUAAUAAUAUACACAGCGAAAUGUCUCCAAGCAACUCCCGUGGCAAUGGAAUCGUGUCACCAGCAGAGAAUGGCUGUCUUGAUUCUACCUCAGUGUUGAGCUCGGAAAAAUCUGUAGAGGAACUUAUUCAGCAACCUCCUCUCCAAGGAAUUGAAGAUAAUCUUGUUGAGUUUUCUGAGGCUUUGAGAACUGUUGCGAAGGCACUGCGAAGGGUGACAGAAGGCAAGGCUUCUGCUCAAGCCGAAGCUGCUGAAUGGAAACGUAAAUUCGAACUGGCGACAGCACAUAAUCUGCAGUUGGAGAAGAAAGUACUGUCAUUGGGAGGCCAAUCCAGUGAGUCAAAUGUUGAGAGAACCAGAAACUUGGAUGAUCAUGUUGCAACCUCAAACCAAAAUAAUGAUCAGUGUGAGUUAUGCAGCGGGAAAAAUGAUAUUUGUGCUCAUGAGGUUCUUCGAGAUGGUGAAUCUGGUUCCGGCUGCACUCCUGCUUCACAUAAGAUGAUGAGAAAGGCAUCGUUUAAGCUAUCAUGGUACUGCAAGGGUGAAAAAUCUGAUCGCCACAAACAUGAUGUUGUGUCUUUUGAGAAGGGUAAUAUAACAACUGCAGAGCGCAGCAGUAAACAGAUUUCCUUGAAGUGGGAAUCACCUCCACAGACUGUGCUUAUGUUAACAAAACCAAAUUCUACAUCUGUCAAAAUCCUAUGUUCUGAAAUUGUCAGAUGGUUGAAAGAGCAGAAAAAUUUGACAAUAUUUGUGGAACCACGAGUGAAGUCCGAGCUUCUGACAGAAUCGCCAUACUACAGCUUUGUACAAACCUGGUUAGAUGAUAAAGAUGUUCAGACACUGCAUACAAAAAUUGAUCUCAUUGUAACGCUUGGUGGAGAUGGAACCGUCCUAUGGGCUGCUUCUAUGUUUAAAGGUCCCGUUCCUCCCAUUGUGCCAUUUUCUUUAGGCUCUCUGGGUUUCAUGACCCCUUUCCAUAGUGAACAUUAUCGCGAAUAUCUUUCCUCAAUCAUUCGCGGUCCUUUUAGUAUCACAUUAAGGCAUCGAUUGCAGUGUCAUAUCAUCAGAGAUGAGGCCAAAAGUGAUGACGAGAAUGAAGGGCCUAUGCUAGUCCUGAAUGAAGUAACAAUUGAUCGUGGAAUUUCUUCAUUCCUGACAAAUUUAGAAUGUUACUGUGACAACUCUUUUGUGACCUGUGUACAAGGAGAUGGUCUGAUUUUGUCCACGACAUCUGGGAGUACAGCAUAUUCCCUUGCUGCCGGAGGAUCCAUGGUCCAUCCACAGGUUCCUGGAAUAUUGUUUACACCUAUCUGCCCUCAUUCUCUCUCAUUUCGGCCUCUGAUAUUGCCUGAAUACGUAAUGCUGAGAGUGGUGGUGCCCUUCAACAGCAGAAGCCAAGCAUGGGUGUCAUUUGAUGGCAAGGACAGGAAACAAUUAGCCCCCGGAGACGCACUCGUGUGCAGCAUGGCCCCUUGGCCUGUUCCCACUGCGUGUCAAGUUGAUUCAACCAGUGAUUUUUUGCGCAGCAUCCACGACGGUCUUCAUUGGAAUUUGAGGAAGACUCAGGCCUUUGAUGGCCCUCGGGAUCCUUAACUGUGCGGUAUUGAGGAAGAGAUAUCCACACUCUUAUUUACUAGUUACUACAUUUGUAAAAUUGAAAUGCACCUAUUUUUAUUACCUACAUCCCGUGACAAUAAGGAAGAAUUGGCUGAGUGAAUCGACAACACUAUUUCAUACUCAGCCUAGAUUAUGUAGUCCAUUUCAGCAAUAUCGGUUCCCGCAUAGCGAGGGCAAGAAUUCUCAACCACUCUCAGUCCCUAUCUUUCUCCGGUUUUUUUCUUCUUUUCGCAGAAUAUAGGAUUUAGGUUCCUGUUUUGGUAAAAACUUCGUAGGUGAAAACGGGUUUUAAAGCUGAGUUUACAUAUAGCAGCUUUAGUUUCGCA